AUGGCGGAUUCAGUGGACAGAGUAUUCGUCCACGCCCUUAAUACCGUCAAGAAGAUUCCCAAAACAGGCGCCUCGCGGCCUCCACCGGGCGAUCGACUCCGCCUCUAUGGACUCUACAAGCAAGCCAUGGAAGGGGACGUAGACGGGGUGAUGGAACGACCAGUGAGUGCGCAUGAAGGUGAGGAGGAACCUGAGGAUGUGAGGAAGGAUAGGGAUAAGUACGAUGCGUGGGACGCGCAGAAGGGGAUUAGCAGGACUGAGGCGAAGAGGAGGUAUAUCGAGGCGCUGAUUGAGACGAUGCAUAAAUAUGCUAGCACGACGGCGGACGCAAGGGCUCUAGUCGACGAACUCGAAUUCGUCUGGGACCAAAUCAAAAACAACAGCGCCUCCUCCUCCGGCUCCUCACCCGGCAGAGGCGUCCCCUCCUACACCACCCAAUCGCGCCAAUUCCAACGCCCAUUAUCUGGAAACGAUGGACCAAUGCGAGUGCUCAGCCCAAUGAGCCAAGACGACGAAGCAGAGCGCCGCUCAGGAUAUAAUGACGAUUACGAAGAGGACGAAGACGACGACGAAUAUAAUAAUGGCGGAAAGAAAGAUGCCAAGAGCACGAAUAGGUGGAGGAGGUCGGUGGAGCAUGCUUUUGAGAAGAUGACGGCUGAGAUUGCGGCGCUGAGGGAGCAGAUUGCUACGGGGAGGGAGUAUCAGGGGAAGAAGAGAAGAUCGUUUAAAUCGUGGUUUGCAUGGUUGAUUUGGUUGGCUAUACGGCAUGUUCUGGUGGAUGUGGUAAUCAUGGGCAUUGUGUUGCUGUACCUGAGGAAACGGAAGGAUAGGAGGAUUGAAGACUUGGUGAGAGAGGGAUUGAGGAUUGGGAGGGAGUAUAUCAGGAAGAUUGUACCGGCACGAUGA
Messenger RNA from Cadophora gregata, 906 nucleotides. RefSeq lists its product as uncharacterized. Gene Ontology annotation, biological process: fatty acid metabolic process. The transcript is spliced from 3 exons. Gene Ontology annotation, molecular function: fatty-acyl-CoA binding. Bases 1 to 906 code for a protein of 301 amino acids. NCBI's taxonomy places the organism in Eukaryota, Fungi, Ascomycota, Leotiomycetes, Helotiales, Ploettnerulaceae. The record is from RefSeq and is a predicted model, not a curated record.